Molecule: messenger RNA, 969 nt
Organism: Cavenderia fasciculata
Lineage: Eukaryota; Evosea; Eumycetozoa; Acytosteliales; Cavenderiaceae
Exons: 2
Coding region: 1-969 (322 amino acids)
Source: RefSeq, a predicted model, not a curated record
AUGUCAAUUCCUUUUAAUAUUCAAUUACCAUUAAAUCACUCAACAACCAACAACCACAUUCUUUUAUAUGUUCAAUCGAACAGCAACAAAACAACAAAUUCAAUCUCAUGUUUCGAUCAUCAACCAAUCAUUUCCAUCAACAAUAAUAAUAAUAAUAAUAUUUCAUUCUUCAAUGUCCAUCAAUCAUCGAUUCCAUGUUUUAAUUCAAGUAAUAUUUUAACUCAUUGCCAAUCAAACAAUCUCGCAAUCAUCACCAAUCCAUCCACCCUCCACAUUCAUCUCCAAUCAACCCACAAUCCUCAAACCAUUGGACAAUCUUCUAACAAUAACAAAAAUACAAAUACAAAUAAUAACAACACAAGACCAACAAAUAAUAAUAAUAAUAAUAAUAACAAAAACAACAAUUACUCCUCUUCCAUAGACAGACAACCCAUUCAUUUUUCACCAACCACCAAUAAUAAUAAUCCAACCAAUAAUAAUACAAAUAACAUUACAAAAAAUAAUUAUUCAACAAACAAUAAUACAACAAACAAUAAUAAUCCAAACAAUAAUCAAACAACAAACAAGAAUAAUCCAAACAAUAAUCACAAUAAUAAUACAAACAACAAUACAAAUAAUAACUUAAAAAAUCAUAACAACAAUACAUUUGAUAAUAACAAUUUAAAUAAUAAUAAUAAUAACAACAAUAUAUUAUAUAUGUCACAAUCCAACUCUUCCUCCUCCUUUUUCACCUUUUCAAUUUACCAACCCCCUCAUUGUUCACCAACAAAUAAUAAUAACAUUCCGAUUACAACAAAGAAUAAUCAUAACAACAUUACAAUCUUUACCAAUCACUCCAAUCCACAAUCCUCAUUCACCAAUCAAUCAUUCAUUCAUCACCAAUCCUCUAGCCAGUCGCCCGUCCCAAAUCCAGUAAUCAAGAGUACCAGUUUCCAAGCAACAAUCACCACCAUUCGUAGACCAACAUAA